Messenger RNA from Oncorhynchus gorbuscha (pink salmon), 2342 nucleotides. Its product is annotated as E3 ubiquitin-protein ligase MARCHF7-like. NCBI's taxonomy places the organism in Eukaryota, Metazoa, Chordata, Actinopteri, Salmoniformes, Salmonidae. The record is from RefSeq and is a predicted model, not a curated record. Gene Ontology annotation, molecular function: zinc ion binding.
AUGGAUUCCAAGCCUCGUCGGCUGCCCUUUACGGUGUCCGGCACCACGUCGUCUUACUCUUCAUCCUCUCCCCCCUCCUCCCUGGGUUCCAGCAGACUCUAUGGAAGAACCAGUGUCCUGAACAGUGAUCGAUUCACCAGGGCCACACCCCUUAAACCUGACCUCAACCACCAGGGCUCUCGGUUCCUCAGCUCGACCAGGGACUACAGUAGCUCUGACAGCUGCCACUCCAGCUGGAAAUCCCCUCUGACCACCUCCUCGGUCUCCUACGAUCGCUCCUGGGCCGAGUCCUCACUGAGCAGCCGCAGCAAACUGACUGAUUCAGAGCGAAGACUGGGGACGUACUCAGGACUCCUCAGCAACACAACUGAUGAUGGAGAUAACAAACGGGUCAAACUGUCCUAUACCAACAGAGCUGCUGCAUAUACAAGAAGCCCCUCCUCCUCUGUGACUGGCUCCUCCUACUCCAGCAGUAUCCUCAGAGACUCUGAUUCGUCGUCGUGGAAGUCGUACCGGCCUCUGUCCAGGUCGUCGACCUCCUCCUCCUCAGAGCCCCUGUGGUCCAGAAAGGAGCUGGAGAAGAGGACUGAGGGGAGGAGUUUGUCUAGUGAGGCUGACACCAGCUAUAGGAGCUCUGGACUCACCUCAUCCCUGUACCGGCCAGACCGUGUGACCUCCACCUAUGCCCAGGGGGCUCGGCCCAAGGAGACCCUCUACUCUUCCUCUAGCAGGGAGAGCAGCUCCCUCAGCCGCCACCUCUCUUCCACUUACCAGCGCUUCCCACUGGCCCGGGACUCCACCACCUCCUGGACCACCGGCCACUCCCUGACCACCUCUACCCUCCGCACCACCAAGGAACCCACUGAGAGCCCAGAGCCCACUCUAGGAGCCUCCGUCUCCUCUCGCCCCUCGUCUUGGUACACAACUCCCUCAGCAAGACGGGAGGCCCGGGACUCCAGCCCCCCUCCCUCCGCGCCAACCACCACCCCCAGGACAACCCCAGAGGGUGGCGAGGUAUCCGAUGGACGUCGCUCCACCCGCCGUCUCCUCUCCCGCCUCUUCUCUCGGCGCUCCAGCCAGGACUCCAGUGGCUCCAGCUCUGGCUCCACCUCCCGCUCCUUCGACUCGGCCGAGGACAGCCCUGUCGUUGAAGGCCCCAGUCACACACCCGUGGCUACCAGCGAGGAGAGCGUCCGGCCCGUGAGCGUGGAACCCGUUCCCAGAGGCUCUGAUGCGGCUCAGGCCUUUGCCUUCUUGAGGUGUCGCAGACAGGGCCUGUCCCCGGUCCAGGAGGGUCAGACCCAGCGUGGCCUGGAGACCUGGAGAGGGGGCAGCACCAGUGGUGUUGGAAGUAGUACUUCAGGUUCCUCCUGGCUGUCGUCUUCCAUCCAGACCCGCUGCACUCCUCUCUUCUCCCGCCGUAGAAGAGAAGGACGGGAUGAAAGCGCUCGCCUGGCAUCCGGCGCCGACGAGGAUUACCGUGGUACCCAGUUCCCCCUCAGGAGGAGAGACUCCCCUGAGGCCGAGGAUGAUGAUGAUGAGGAGGAAGAGGAAGUUGCAGCCUCGGGGGCGAUGGGCGCUAGCGUCGCCCUACAGGAGGAGUUGAGAGAUAUGGCGGGGAGUAGUCAGCGUUUGGCGAGGUUCAUGAGCAGCCCGCUGUUCCGCGUCCACGACAACGUCAUGAUCGCCGUGGACAUGACGGGCGCCGCCGGGAGCCAACCGGAGUGCCAGGAGAAGCCCACCUCCUCAAGAGACCCUGAGAGACUGAGGAAGAUCCAGGAGAGCCUGCUGUUGGAGGACUCUGACGAGGAGGAAGGGGACCUGUGUCGUAUUUGCCAAAUGGGUGAGGAGUCUCCCUCCAACCUUCUGAUCGAGCCCUGCCGUUGUACAGGCAGCCUGCAGUAUGUUCACCAGGACUGCAUCAAGAAGUGGCUGGGUUCCAAAAUCAGCUCUGGCACGAAUCUGGAUGCCAUCACCACGUGUGAGCUGUGCAAAGAAAAGCUGCACCUGAACAUUGACAACUUUGACAUCAACGAGCUACACAGGACACAUGAGAAGUCUGAGUACGAGUUCAUCAGCUGUGGCCUUUACCUGGUGGUGUUGCUUCACCUGUGUGAGCAGAGGUUCUCUGAUGUGCUAGGAGCUGCCAACGACGCCAGGUUUUUCAACCUGGCGAGAACCCUUCACGACCACAUGGACAAUCUUGAAAGUCCUUAUGGGGAAUCGGACGAAGAGGUGGUUGAUACUCGGCCGUCAAUCGAUUUCUGUGACCUCGAUGAAGACUUGGAAGAGGAGUACAAUUGACCGAAGGGGAUAAGGAAAAAUAGAUGGGGGGGGGGGGG